AUGGGUAACGGUAUAACAGUCAAUAAAAAACAAUUACCCGGUGUACCACAACCACCUGGUGCACGUAAAAUCGUUGUUAUUCCUUAUCAAAAAUGGAUUUAUCAUGAUGCACGUCGUUUUGGUCAUUUUAAUCAAUUUAGUACUGAUAGUGGUUGUGAAAUCUCUUUGAAUAACAAUAAUAAUAAUACAAUAUCUUCUGUUCACCCAACACUUUCAUCAAGUUCAUUUUCUACUCCAACAUCAUAUGUAUCAACUUCAUCAUCAUUAACCAAUGAUUUUAAUGUUCAAACAAAAACCCAGUUAACAUCAACAUCUGUCCCAUCAUCUAUGACAUUUUCAAGUAAUAAAUCAAAUAUUCGUCAUAAUAAUCAAUCUGCAUCUGCAUUAGUUGGCUCUGCAAUGACUCUAUCAAGUUCAUCAUCGACUGUUACAUGUUCAUCAACAACACCAUUUAAUGAUCUUGAUUCACGUCGUUUACUUCCUAAACCAGUUUAUUAUGUAAAUGGACGAUUUUUUAAAAGUUUAACACGUCUUGGUGAUUCACAAUUUAUUCUGAGUGAACAUGGCGAAGAUGAUGUUAUACUAACUGUACCAUCUAAUAUUGAACGUUACCGUACGAAUGAUAAUGCUGUACGUGAUCGUAUACAUCGUUUAAAUCGUGUUAUUGCUUGCUGUGACGAAUUUAUUGUCUUUCAAUUAUGGAAAGGAAACAAUGAAGUUGAAAUAUUUGUAUUUGAUCGACCUAUUGCACCUACUGAAUCGUCUGAAACAAAAUCAUCUGUAAAAUGUAAAUGUUUUCAUCGACAAUCACAAAGACCAAAAUCGUCUAUAAUUCUACAACAACAAUCUUCGAAUCCAGCUCCACCAUCAUCAUCAUCAUCAAUUAAUGAAUCAACAGCACGUGUAAAUCCAUUAAAUAGACAUAGUUCAUUGAUGCAAACAGCAACACUAAGUGCUUAUCAUACAAGUAAACCACAACAUACACCAAUUAAAUCAUGUUCAUUAUUAAAUGAUACAGAAAAUCGUUUGGAUAUGCAAAAUGAUGCAUAUGAAUUUGUUGAUAAUACAAAAAAAGCAUCAUAUUUAACUGGUUCAGCGAGAUGUACAUUGGUAACUGCUUCAGCUGCUAUUGCUGCUAAUAAUAAUACGAACGCUAAUAUUAACAAUACAAAUGUCACAUCGACUACGUCGAGAACCCGAUUUGGAAAAUCGGCGAGUCGUUCAAAUACAGCCAGUACACGUUCAUAUUCAAUUUCAAAUACAAAUGAAUUAGUAAAUAAUAAAAAUCAACAGAAUUAUUUAGCUUAUGGUUCUAAACAUCGUUCAACACCAUAUUUAAAUUCAUUAUCAUCAUCCACAUGUAGUUGUAUGGAUAAUGGAGAAUCAGUUUUGUUACCAUCAUCAUAUUCACCCACAUUUUCUCUGUCAUCAUCAUCAUCCUCAUGGAACAAUCGUAUUGUCCGAAAACUUAAUUCAAUUGCACAUCGUUUUAAUGCACGAUCAUAUACAUGUUUAAUAUCACCUGAUAGAACAAAAUUAUUAGUUACACCUGAUUAUGAAGAUAAACAUUCAUAUAGUCAUCAAACACAUGAAGUAACAGUUAUUUUUGAUAUGAAAACAUAUGCAAUACUUCGUAUAACACCAGCUCGUUAUGAUCAACGAUUUUCAUUUGAUCCACGUUAUGGUCAUUCACGUUUAGCAGAAUUUGAUACAGUUCGUGGACAAAUCACUGAUAUUAAAAAAGAUCGUGUACUUGUUUGCUCAAAUCAUACAUUAAAAACAAAAGUUUAUCGAGUAGAAUAUACACAUGAUGGACAUCUCAUUAUUGUUCUAUGCACACUUCCUAUAUUUCAACGUGUAAAACGCAAUUAUUUUUUAUACAUCCUCAAUUCAUCGACCUUAUUACAUACACGAAGUAUUAUCGAUUAUCGUGGACCAUUUUUUUCUCCAUUUGUAUUUACAAAUGAAUUUUCGCUUUUAUUUAAUAUUUAUCCAUCAUUAUCAAAUUGUGGUUCAACAUUAGCUGUUCUAAAAAAUAUUGAACCAUCAUCGAAUGUACGUCUUAUUGAAGUAUAUUCUUUACCAUAUACAUGUACAACAUUAAAAGAAGUUACACGACGUCAUAUAUUACGUUAUAUUGAUCGAAAACAAAUUAAACAAUUACGUUUACCUGACAAUUUAAAAGCUUAUCUAGCUUAUAAACCACAAUUUAUUUAA
Messenger RNA from Adineta steineri, 2217 nucleotides. The record is from the annotation of a GenBank genome assembly. NCBI's taxonomy places the organism in Eukaryota, Metazoa, Rotifera, Eurotatoria, Adinetida, Adinetidae.